CACAAACAGUAUCUAUCAAUCUUGGAUGAAAUACCGAUCGCACCUUUUUACCUUUCGCCCCUAAACCAAGCCAUGUCUCUUACACCCAUCGUCGAGGAUCUCCUGCAACAUGCUCGCAAGUAUGACAGCUAUGCUGCGAGCGGAAAACAGUUCCCCAGUACUCGGCAGGAGGAUGAAGACUAUGUGCUAGCACGACAAGCCGUUAUCGAUGGUGCCCAGCGCCUGCGGUUGGCGGCAAUGACACCCGACCAACGGCUUCAUCAAUAUAUGACCCGAGCCUAUGAUGUCGCCGUCAUGCGGUUGGUCAAUGACCUGGACAUCGCCAACUCAGUACCGGACGAUGGUAUCACGUUCCCCGCCCUCUCCAAGGCGGUCGGGGUCCAUGAACGGGCUCUGGUAAAGAUCAUGCGCAGCGCCAUCUGUCACGGCAUAUUCUGCGAGCCGCAGCCCAACUUCGUAAAGCACACCGAGGUCUCGCGGUUGUUCCGCCUCCCCGGUAUCCGCUCGUUAUGCAACUUCACCACUGAGACGGUUCUUCCGUCCAUGGAGAAACUUCUCGAAGCGGCCAAGAAGUGGAACGGCUCGCAAGACCCGUCGCACUCGGCCUUCAACAUUGCCCAUAACACCACGGGGCCCAUGAACAAGUUUCCAAACGAAGCCUGCUUCAAGGCCAUCAUGAGCGCCGCCGAUGCCAAAGGCUUGUCCUCCUACCCGCUAUGGCAGGACAUCGACAAGCCUGGCGCUGUUUUCGUGGACGUCGGCGGGAACCACGGGUACGGGUCGCUGGCCAUCGCCAAGGCGACGAAGUGCCUCAGCUUCGUUGUGGAGGACAUGCCUACCGUCAUUGAAACGGCGCAGAAGCAAGAGCGCCAACCUGGAGGAGUCCUGGCUGACCCUGAAGCGGGCCACCGCCUAACUCUGAAGCCGUACGACAUAUUCUCUGGACCGCAGCCGGUUUCCAAUGCGGAUGUCUACUUCUUCCGAGCCAUCUUCCACAACUGGUCCGACGUCAAGUGUCGGGAGAUCCUGCGUAACAUGCUGCCAGCUCUCAAGCCUGGCGCGCACGUCGUUAUCUGUGACAUCGUGCUGCCGGACCGUUGUGAUACGGCGUAUGAGCAGCACUACUGCCGAAUCUCCGACCUAGCAAUGUAUGCACUUCACAAUGCAUGGGAGCGAAGUGAAGCCGAGUGGACAGACUUAUUUGACUCGGUGGACUCUGGUUUUUGCCUACAGGAGAUUUACACUCUAUGGCCUGGAUCGUACCAGAAGUUCAUCCAUCUUAUUUGGAGACCUGAACAGCACUGA
Colletotrichum navitas is the source of this 1305-nucleotide messenger RNA. Its product is annotated as sterigmatocystin 8-O-methyltransferase. The coding region runs from base 73 to 1305 and encodes 410 amino acids. Gene Ontology annotation, molecular function: O-methyltransferase activity. The record is from RefSeq and is a predicted model, not a curated record. NCBI's taxonomy places the organism in Eukaryota, Fungi, Ascomycota, Sordariomycetes, Glomerellales, Glomerellaceae. The transcript has 3 exons.